This is a messenger RNA of Gossypium arboreum, 612 nucleotides long. RefSeq lists its product as uncharacterized. Gene Ontology annotation, molecular function: nucleic acid binding; zinc ion binding. Bases 1 to 612 code for a protein of 203 amino acids. The transcript has a single exon. Lineage: Eukaryota; Viridiplantae; Streptophyta; Magnoliopsida; Malvales; Malvaceae. The record is from RefSeq and is a predicted model, not a curated record.
AUGACCAUAUCUGAAUAUGAAAGAAAGUUUGUCAAAUUAAGCAAGUAUGCCCAAGAGUGCAUUCCAACCAAAGUGGUUAUGUGUAAACGUUUUGAAAACGGGUUGAAUAAAGACAUUAAGCUUUUAGUUAGAGUAAUUGAACUGAAAGAAUUUGUUAUGUUUGUUGACAGAGCACAUAAAGCCGAGGAGCUUAGUAAAGAAAAGAGAAAAGCUGAAUUUGAAUUUAGAGAUUCGAGAAAGAAAUUUACGGGAAAGUCUCAUCAGUUAGCAUUGAAGAAAUCUAAAGAACAUCACUACCAUCUUACUAUUUCUGUAGGGCAUCCUAAUAGAGAUAGAGAUGCGAGACACUCCAGUCCUAAACCCCAAGCUACAUCUAUAGCGAGUGUGGGUAGUGUUAGAAAUGCUAGACUUGAGUGCAAACACUACAAUAGGCCACAUUAUGGCGAGUGUCGAGUGAAAAGCGGAGUAUGUUUUAGAUGUGGCUCCUUCGGCCACUACCUUAGAGAUUGCCCAGAGAAGCCUGAGAAAAAGAAAGCUCAAACUGCAAGGCUGAGCAAUACAGCUGCUAGAGAGAGACCACCUCGAAAUACUGGAAAUAUGAGUGGUAGUUAA